This is a messenger RNA of Fraxinus pennsylvanica, 372 nucleotides long. The record is from the annotation of a GenBank genome assembly. Lineage: Eukaryota; Viridiplantae; Streptophyta; Magnoliopsida; Lamiales; Oleaceae.
AUGCUACAAGGUGAAAUGCCUUUUGGAUCUUGGAGAGAAAGUGAGCUUGCAUUUGCUAGAACUGCAAAAGAACAGCUAACCCUUCCACAAACUUUCAGCCUUGAAGCUGUUGAUCUUAUCACUAAGUUACUUGAAGUUGAUGAAAGCGCAAGACUAGGAAGCCAAGGCAUCGACUCUAUCAAACGUCAUCCUUGGUUUCAUGGGGCUGAUUGGGAAGGAUUAGCACAUGGUACGGUUCCUAUUCCCAAUGUGAUUCUCUUGCGCAUAAAUCGACAUAUGGAAAGUUAUUCCGAUAAUGCAUCAACUUCCAUUUAUUCCCAACUUGUAGAUGACGAAGAACUUAACACUGCAGAACGACUUGAAAACUGGUAG